This is a messenger RNA of Brassica napus (rape), 1921 nucleotides long. RefSeq names its product protein SULFUR DEFICIENCY-INDUCED 1. The record is from RefSeq and is a predicted model, not a curated record. Gene Ontology annotation, molecular function: protein binding. The transcript is spliced from 4 exons. The coding region runs from base 884 to 1804 and encodes 306 amino acids. Lineage: Eukaryota; Viridiplantae; Streptophyta; Magnoliopsida; Brassicales; Brassicaceae.
UUCAAAAAUGACGAUAGGUCAUUCAAAUUAGAUGAAGAUUGAAUAUGUCAUGCACCACUUGGUAUAUAAUCUGCUUAUAAUGUGCUAUGCUAUUACAGUACCUUUCGACAUAUUUCAAAUGCUAUGUAUAAACAGCUAGAAAUAAGAGUGUACAUGAACAUACUGCUUUUUUUCUAGUUUGGAACAUGAAUUGUGAUUUAGCUAAGAAACUUAAUUAUGAAACAAAUUUAGUUAACCUUAAUUAUAUUAAACGAUUAGACAUGUAUUAGUUAUAUAAAACACUUUAAAAUUGAGAAACUUAAUAUGCGCGUCUAUAUUUAGAUCUUGCAAGUAUAUUGUAGCUAGUGUUACGAGAUUUGGUUAAUUUAUAAAAUAAAUAUGAAAUAGCAUGUCAUAACACGUGAUAGUAUUAGUACAGUUGUGAACAAGCAAAUCAAACACGAAAAAAGUAAGAAAAUUUUGAAGAAAAACACACUAUUAACGUAAAUAUCCGUUUUGCUGAACAACAUGCAAACGCAAAAGGCAGUGUCUAAGGUAAAUCGAUAAGUUCAGCUAAAAAUGUUUGCCUAGCUAGACAGUUAGGAUUGACAAGGAUAAGAACAUCGAGAGAAAGAGUCUUUUUGGAACUUAUAAUAUAAAUCAAUAAGAGAUAUCAAAAAUGUAAUAAAAAUAAAGAAAAGAAAAGAUGCAAUGGUAAAAAGGCACGUUUUGCUGUGAUACCUCUUCAUGUGUCGUGCCAGGUCCCAUGAACAAAGACGAAAUAGAGUCUUAAUUCAUUUGUCCCAGUUACAAACGUACACAUAUAUAAGACAUAGUUCAGAGGUUGUCUCUCCCACCCUGUCUAAAGACAUCUGUAUACUUCAAUAUUUAGCGAGAGAAAUAGAUGGAGAGAAGCUUGAAGAAAAUGAAGAAUAAUAAUAUCAACUCAACAUCAAACAAUAUGAUGAAAGGCAAUGAAUUGUUUCAUGUGAUACAUAAAGUUCCUUGUGGAGAUACUCCCUACGUCAAAGCCAAACAUGCUCAGUUGAUAGAGAAGAACCCGGAGAUGGCAAUAGUUUGGUUUUGGAAAGCCAUUAACACAGGAGACCGAGUAGACAGUGCUCUCAAGGACAUGGCUGUUGUAAUGAAACAACUUGACCGUUCCGAAGAAGCCAUCGAAGCUAUCAAAUCAUUUCGUCCUCGUUGUUCCAAGAACUCUCAAGAUUCACUCGACAACGUCCUCAUCGACUUGUACAAGAAAUGCGGGAGGAUGGAGGAGCAAGUUGAAUUGUUGAAGAGGAAACUAAGACAGAUCUAUCAAGGAGAGGCUUUCAACGGUAAACCCACCAAGACCGCUAGAUCACACGGCAAGAAGUUUCAAGUGACCGUUCAACAAGAAAUCUCAAGAUUAUUGGGGAACUUGGGGUGGGCAUAUAUGCAACAGGCCAAGUACUUGUCGGCAGAAGCUGUAUACAGAAAAGCCCAAAUUGUGGAGCCAGACGCUAACAAAUCUUGCAACCUCGCCAUGUGCCUUAUCAAACAAGGCAGGUUUGAAGAGGGAAGAGCGGUUCUUGACGAUGUUCUCGAGUCUAGGGUUUCGGGUUCGGAUGAUUGUAAAACAAGGCAACGAGCUGUUGAGCUUCUGAGUGAGCUAGAGACUUCACUGCCACGUGGGCGAGAUGCUGAGAUGGAGGAUGUCUUGGGAAAUAUGUUGGACGAUGACUUUGUUCUUGGGUUUGAAGAGAGGACAGCCACUAGUUUUAAGUCUAAGAGACUGCCAAUUUUUGAACAGAUCUCGCCGUUUAUAGAUCAAUUAGUUUGCUAAGUAUGCAUAUAGCUUUCCCGUUCGCAUGUUUGAUGGAUUGGACAAUAAGCACUAUGUUCUCUUAUGUAACUAUGUAUAUACGACAAUAAUAAUAAUGUCUUGUGGGUGGGUCACUCG